Messenger RNA from Carassius auratus (goldfish), 459 nucleotides. Its product is annotated as integumentary mucin C.1-like. NCBI's taxonomy places the organism in Eukaryota, Metazoa, Chordata, Actinopteri, Cypriniformes, Cyprinidae. The record is from RefSeq and is a predicted model, not a curated record. The coding region runs from base 73 to 459 and encodes 128 amino acids. The transcript is spliced from 7 exons.
UAUUAUUAAGUUUUUCCACAGGCAGUCAGUUUCACAGCAUCUACUAGUUACCCUUGUACAGCUCCUUUACACAUGGUCACUUCCACAACAUCUAUCAAUCCCACUACUACAGUUAUUUUACAACUGGACACUUCCACAACAUCUACUAGUUCUACUUCAACAGCUCCUUUACUCACGGUCACUUCCCCAACAUCUACCAGUCCCACUAUUACAGAUCAUUUACAAUCAUUCAUGUCCACAACAUACACUAGUUCUUCUUCAACAGUCUCUUUACAGCCAGUCACUUCCACAACAUUUACUGGUUCUACUUCUACAGCUCCUUUACACAUGGUCACUUCCACAACAUCUACCAGUCCCACUACUACAGGUGAAUGUGUAGCUGAACUGGAAUGUGGCUUUCAAGAGAAGCUCCUACUAAUACCCGUCUGCAAGAUAAACACAAUGUUUAAGCAGACUUAA